This is a messenger RNA of Dracunculus medinensis (Guinea worm), 984 nucleotides long. The record is from the annotation of a GenBank genome assembly. NCBI's taxonomy places the organism in Eukaryota, Metazoa, Nematoda, Chromadorea, Rhabditida, Dracunculidae.
AAUCACUGCUGGAAUGUUUAUCAUUUUUUACGAUAUAUACGAGUCCCUACAAAAAAAUUGCAGAAUAAUUUUUAUUCUGAUAAAAGUUUGUUAUUACCGAAUACGCUUAUUAAACGAUUAGUGCCUUAUUUGAGUGGGACAGUAUUAUCAGCAAUGAAAAAUGGGCAAUUGGCUGGAGAUUUUUUGUUUCGCAUUUUCAAUCUUGGCGACAUAUUUUCAAUCUUAUCUUUGGAAGGCAUUUUUAAAUUAAUCACCGAGCAUAAUUUUGAGUAUCCUAACUUUUACAAAAGUGUCUAUAGAAUUACCACUCCGUUUAUAUGUUAUUUAAGUUACCGUGAAAAAUUUUUAAAUCUACUGGAUACGUUUCUUUCUUCUACACAUUUGCCUGCGUAUAUUGUGGCAUCAUUUGUUAAAAAGUUAUCACGUUUGGCUCUCUAUGCUCCAUUUUCUUUUCAAGAACCCUUGCUAGCACUGAUCCAGAAUUUAUUGAUUCGUCAUGAUACUCUGCAUUUUCUUUUGCAUAGAGAUGAACCAGCCACUUUUGAAAUGGAUCCUUAUGAUAUGGAUAAUGUUUCGCUGAAAGAAAAUGGAGCGUUACUAUCUUCUUUGUGGGAAAUUAAGAUGCUACAAAAACAUUGGCUCUUCGAUAUUACAAAACGUACAAGUUUUGUUGACAAAGGUAUUUCAAGUAUGGAAUCAUUUUUACGAUGGAAAUCUUCUGAUAACUAUUUUGAUCAGAUUAUGCAAAAAAAGUUUGGAAAGGAUCUUGCAAAAAAUGGUUUAGAGAAUAAAUUUAUUAAUAAUCAGACUGGGCAUGACGAUAAUAAUGAUGAUGAAGGCGAUUUCUCAGAUGAACCUAAAAAUAAGCGACGGAAAAUGGCGUCAAACAAUCGUCAAUCGAAAAAUAAUUAUGAAGUGCCUAUUAAAGAAAAUGAACCUGAUAAAGAGUUUUUUUCUUUCUUAACAUGUAAAGUGGAUUUCUAG